Grus americana (Whooping crane) is the source of this 1317-nucleotide messenger RNA. It is a transcript of the gene CLDN2, whose product is annotated as claudin 2. Gene Ontology annotation, biological process: bicellular tight junction assembly; calcium-independent cell-cell adhesion. Lineage: Eukaryota; Metazoa; Chordata; Aves; Gruiformes; Gruidae. Gene Ontology annotation, molecular function: structural molecule activity. Gene Ontology annotation, cellular component: bicellular tight junction; plasma membrane. The coding region runs from base 157 to 852 and encodes 231 amino acids. The record is from RefSeq and is a predicted model, not a curated record. The transcript has a single exon.
CCCGCACAAAACCAGCACUCCCAGCAGUGGGGUGGAGCUGCAACGCGGCGAGCGGAGCCACCAGCAGGGCCAUGGGAAAGGUAAGCACGGGAGUGAGCUGCUGGUGAGCUGGGUGAGAAGCCGUGAGCCCUGGGGAGGUGACAGCCAGCUCCCACCAUGGUCUCCAUGGGGCUCCAACUGCUGGGCUAUGCCAUGGCCUUCCUGGGCUACAUUGGCACACUGACAACCACACUGCUGCCCACCUGGAAGACCAGUUCCUACAUUGGCUCCAGCAUCGUGACAGCUGUGAGCUUCACCAAGGGGCUGUGGAUGGAGUGCGCCACAUACAGCACAGGCAUCACCCAGUGUGACAUCUACAGUUCCCUGCUCAACCUGCCCACCGACAUCCAGGCGGCCCAAGCUCUGAUGGUGAGCUCCUGUGUCAUUUCCUCCCUUGCCUGUCUCCUCACCGUCGUGGGCAUGAGGUGCACUGUCUUCAGCCAAGGCUCACCAGGCAAGGACCGGGUGGCAGUGGCGGGCGGCGUGGUCUUCAUCCUUGGGGGGCUGCUCUGCUUCAUCCCGAUGGUGUGGAACAUCCAUGUGGUGCUGCGGGAUUUCCACAACCCCAUCCUCCCCGACAGCAUGAAGUUUGAACUUGGGGAGGCACUUUACCUGGGCAUCAUCUCCUCCCUCCUCUCCCUCGUUGGCGGCUUCGUCCUCAGCACCUCCUGCCCUGCCCGGGACCCAACAGCCACCUACACAAGCAGCCACCAGCCCCGGCUGCUGGCAGGCAAGAGCCUCCAGCCCUCCAUCAGCCAGACACAGAAGACCAAGAGCGAGCUCAACUCCUACAACCUGACAGGAUACGUGUAGCAGCUGCGAGUGGGAACCAGGCCAGCACCUCUACUGGCUCCCCAAAGCAUCCAGGCUGGCACCAAGGGAGCGUAAGAGGAGGAUGCGGUGGCAUCUCCCAUGCUCAGCCCUCUCGCUCACAUGCUUGGGGGGGUUUGACGCCACUCUCUCCCCAGGGAUCCUGAGAGCCUUGUGACUGCUCAGAGAUCCCAGCUGGUGGCUUACAUCAGUGAAGGACCCCGAAUCCGGCUUCUGUUCUCUCCUUCGUGCUGCCAGCCUGCAGGCAGCCCCUGGCACAGUGGGAUCCCAGCCCACAUCCCCAGUGAGCCUGCCUGGAUUGGGAUGGGUGGGCUUGUGUCCCCAGGGACCAGCCCACUGGCCACAGAGGCAUCACAGGGGGGGUCAGGGCAUCCAUGCGGAUCUGGAGUCACUGCUGGGGGGGUUGAGUGCUGGUUGCAAACCGAUGUCACAAUAAACCUGUGUUUC